CUUGUGAUAAGGAGAGAUUCGCAGCGGCGGUGGUGAGCGGUCGCGAUUGCCGUGAAUGUCAAUCGAUAUAUACAAAACAUUGUCAUAUCUCAUGGAUUAACUUUAAACUCGAUUUUGCCAGUUGGUCCGAGUAAGAGUGUGAAAAGAGUGCGAGCAGCAACAGUUUGUCAACAUGAUGACACCCACCGACAAUGAAACGGCAGAAGCUGAGCAAAAAUUGACUGCCGAUUCAUCUGCCGUCCUCGAGGUCAGUUUAAUGUUGACGAUGAAACAACAGGAUGAAACCGCCUCCAACUGCAGCACUUCAGUCGAGGGAUCUGUGGUUGCUUCGCCGUCGAUAGAGAGUUUUUCGACUUUUCCAGAUCAAGACAUGUCUGAGUGCAAUACUGACCUAAGAGAUUUGCAGGUGAAAGUUGAUAAUCCGCAGAAGCACGUUGAAACUCUGGAGACUUACAUCACAUUUAGGAUUACCACUAAGUCAACAAGAUCAGAGUUUGAAGAAGGAGAGUAUGUUGUUCGAAGGAGAUACAAUGACUUUAUAUGGUUGAGGCAAAAACUGGUGGAAAGUUACCCUGCACAUAUUAUUCCACCUAUGCCUGGUAAACAUUCUCUUCUAGCUCAACUUGAUCGAUACUCCAAAGAAUUCAUUAUUGCCAGAAUGAAGUUAUUGCAUAUAUUCCUAAAUCGCAUUGCAAAUCAUCCGAUUCUUAGUUGUGAUAAAAGUUUACAAAUUUUUCUUACUGUCAAACCAACUGAAUUUUUAGUUCAUCGAAAAAAUCGUAGUUCUGUAAUGAACAAAGUGAGUGACUCUAUACCAAGUAUAACCUCCAGUGUAAAUUUAAAACAACGACAUUUAGAAUUCGAGCAAGCCCGAGAUUAUUGUACAUCUUUAAGUGAAAAAUUGAUUACUGUAGAUAAAAUAAGUCGACGUAUACAAAAAGAAAGACAAGAUUACUUAAUGGAAUUGAAUCAAUUUCAUCCAAUUUUCACACAAUGGGCAUCAACAGAGCCAGAAUUAGAGACAAUUUUGCAAGCCAUUGCAAGUGCCAUUGAAGGAAAUACCUCAGCUCAUCAAAAGCUGUUAGACUCAACUGUAAAUGAUGAAAGAGAAUACGUCGCCUACGUUGAUGCUGUGAAAGAUGCAUUAAAUCGACGAGAUGCCAUUCAGAUGGAUUAUGAAUUGACAGCCGAAGACCUGAAUAAAAGGAGAGCUGAAAGAGAGCAAAUCAUUGAAUCUAGUAACGGACCAGCACCUCGAUGGGAUAAUUCAUUUUGGAAAAGCGAAUCGAACACGGAAAAAUUAGAUAGAUUAUCUCAAACGAUACCUCGUAAGUCGAAAGCUGUUGAAGUAUUGCAAGACAGAUUAGAAUGCGCCAAUGAAAAUUUACGUAGUGACUUGGAACGAUGGAACGCUGAAAAACGAACUGACUUAAAGAAUUUACUCAUUGCUAUGGCUGAUCAACAAAUUGCUCAUUAUCAACAAUGUACAAAUGCCUGGGAAGAAGCAUUGUCUAUAGUAAAAACAAAUGGUAACAAUGAAACUGAUUCCGCAAGCACGGUAGCUAAAGUACUUGUUUAAGUAUUUGUUAAAUGUUUUUGUUUUACGCAAUACUUUGUUUAACGUUGAUGUUUUACAAGUGUAUGACAGCUGGUCUUUUGAUUGAUCAUUGUUUGUAAAAAAAUGUUAGAGAAGGCUAGCGGUCGUGCGAAAAAGAAUUACCAUGUAUUAUAGUAAAUGAAAACUCAGAACAGUCAUUAUAAAAGAAAAAUAUUUAUUUGAAAA
Molecule: messenger RNA, 1783 nt
Organism: Phymastichus coffea
Lineage: Eukaryota; Metazoa; Arthropoda; Insecta; Hymenoptera; Eulophidae
Product: sorting nexin-30-like
Exons: 8
Coding region: 173-1579 (468 amino acids)
Molecular function (GO): phosphatidylinositol binding
Source: RefSeq, a predicted model, not a curated record